This is a messenger RNA of Maudiozyma barnettii, 417 nucleotides long. It is a transcript of the gene MMS2, whose product is annotated as E2 ubiquitin-conjugating protein MMS2. Gene Ontology annotation, cellular component: nucleus. The record is from RefSeq and is a predicted model, not a curated record. Lineage: Eukaryota; Fungi; Ascomycota; Saccharomycetes; Saccharomycetales; Saccharomycetaceae. Gene Ontology annotation, biological process: DNA damage tolerance; protein K63-linked ubiquitination. Bases 1 to 417 code for a protein of 138 amino acids. The transcript is spliced from 2 exons.
AUGUCAAAAAUUCCAAGAAGUUUUAGAUUGUUAGAAGAAUUAGAAAAUGGUGAGAAAGGUCUAGGCCCCGAAUCAUGUAGCUAUGGGUUAGCCGAUGCAGAUGACAACACAAUGACAAAUUGGAAUGGUACAAUAUUAGGUCCACCUCAUAGCAACCAUGAAAACAGAAUAUAUUCACUGGCUAUUGAAUGUGGUCCAGAAUAUCCAGAUCAACCACCAAAGGUCAAGUUUAUUUCAAAGGUGAAUUUACCUUGCGUGGAUCAAACCACUGGAGAUGUUAUAAUUGGAGAUUUUCAUACAUUGAAGGAAUGGAAGAGAUCAUAUUCUAUGCAAACUGUACUAUUGGAUUUAAGAAAAGAAAUGGCAACGCCAACAAAUAAGAAAUUACCUCAACCAAAGGAAGGUGCAACUUUUUAA